AGCCUCUGAGACACAAAAUAACUGGCUAAGGAUUACGUCUUAGUUCUGCAGAAUUAUUGAUGGUCUAUUAAUUAUUCCGAUACUAUCGAGAUUUCCAGGUAAUACAGCAUAAUAAUCCUAUCAUUUAUCUCUCCAAUACUCCUUGUAGAUUAAAAUGUCUCUCCUCCUCGAAGAAGUAGAAGAUACGAAGGACUUCGACAAGAUCCUCCCUGUCCCCCAUGCUGCCUUCGGCGAGCCCUAUAACUCUUUGCGUAGAUGGCUUAUCCCAGUCUACACCACAGUCGAAGCAGCAAUCGAAGAUGCCAAAGCACGGCACAUCAAGUCCUGGAAACAACACGACGGCAUCUACCCAUCUGAUGAGUCACAGAAACCAACUGAUGCACAUUGGCACAUUGAGGGCACCGAAGAGAAGGCUUUUGCUGGAAAGCAAAGCUCGUUACAAACUUGA
Messenger RNA from Daldinia decipiens, 448 nucleotides. RefSeq lists its product as uncharacterized. Bases 155 to 448 code for a protein of 97 amino acids. The transcript is spliced from 2 exons. NCBI's taxonomy places the organism in Eukaryota, Fungi, Ascomycota, Sordariomycetes, Xylariales, Hypoxylaceae. The record is from RefSeq and is a predicted model, not a curated record.